Acaulospora morrowiae is the source of this 1611-nucleotide messenger RNA. The record is from the annotation of a GenBank genome assembly. NCBI's taxonomy places the organism in Eukaryota, Fungi, Glomeromycota, Glomeromycetes, Diversisporales, Acaulosporaceae.
AUGGCUGAUAUAAAAGAAAAUCCAGGGUCGACAUCCAGCCUGGACGCCCCAUAUUUACUCAAACGAUGGGUGUUAAUUAAAAAAGAACUUAGAUCAUUUACUGAGCCAGUUAAGGAAAUAAAAUAUUUUGGAUCAGACAAGAGAUUGCAUUAUGGUAGGAAGCCUGACUCGCUAUUAUUUCAUUCCGUAGAUCCAUCUUUGAUGCAUUCUCCUCGACUAUCUAAAGAAAAUAUAAAUAAGAUAGAUCAAUAUGUCAUGGAUAUUAUUUACCGUUUGCCAAAAAACGGAACUUUCGGCGUUUAUAGUUGUCAUGGAACCUAUUGUUAUAGAUCCUUCAAUCCAAACGAAGAUCAUCAUCUAGUUAUCACAGAAGAUCCUACUUUCAAUCCAUCAGAUGCCAUUAUAUUUCAUUGGGAUUAUAGUGGUAGGAUCCUUGCUUGCCUGAGGUUUUUAUUUGUAUUUAUCGUUCCGGGAUUAAAAUAUUUCAUUCGAUCAUCGAGACCCGGUGUUCAUGCAUUAUUUGCUGAGAAUAUUUCAGCAGUCUAUCAUCAUAAUUCACCAAAUGGGGUCUCAAGCUUGUGGGGAAAUGGUCUUUUCUGUGACGGAGUCUGGAUCAGUGAAUCCCCAAGUAUUAAAAACAUAGCGAUAUUACUAACUCAAUAUUUAAAUUAUGGUGAUGUCUAUGGCAUGGACGAAUGCAAUUGGAGAUAUUUUGAUAUAAAAUUCACGUCUUUAUCAAUAAGAGAUUCUCACUAUUCCAAUAACCCUUUAGAAGCCUUGGACUGGGUUGAAAAACACGGAAAGAAAGUCAGUAUCGCCACAUUAAAAGGAUCACAACAUCGAUUGAAACUUUAUCCGAUUAAUUAUCAUCUUGCAAUAGCAAGUUGUCGAAAUAGUUCACCAUAUUACCUGAUAUCACAAUUUCUCGUUCAGUCUCCACCCGACUCAAGAGACCUUAAAAUAGCUGAUCCUGAAUUCUCCGAAAAAUGGAUAAAAAAUUUUGUGAAGGAGUAUCAAAUCAAAUAUGGACCUUUGGAAAGCUUUAAAGGUUACCUUACCGAUAUAUCAAUUCUGGAUCUUAUUCAUUCAGAUAUCGCAUACAAUAAUCCAGAAGAACUACUGCCAAUAUCUAUUGAUAAAACAGAAUCUUUUAAAAGCGAACCUUCAUCUGAAUUGUUUAAACAAUGGGAUCAAUGGUUAGUUGAGACGCAUUUCGGUCGGAAAUAUCGGGUUCACUCGACAAAUGUUAAAGAUCUACCAAAACUUGCUGGAAAUAUUUUCCCGUUGUGUUCAUCGACCAAUAUUAGGAUAGAUUUCUCAGAAUUAGAAAAACAAUUCCCGGAUAAAGUUAUCUGCGAAGAUUAUAUCGAGACAAGUUUACGGCUUGAUCAUUUUUCGUUACAUUUGAAACUUGUGGAUAAACAGAUUGAGUUUAUUAUUAUAAACACUUCCAGAAUCGCCUGUUACACUGCCCUUCUGGAUGAACUUAAUCAUAUCCUUUGUUUUUAUUUUGUCUGCGCAGGCGUCGCGAUUAAUAACAAGUGUUAUGUUAAUGAUAUUAAAAAAGGCUCAUUUAAAUCAAUUAACUGGAAACAAACGUGGUUGCUUUGA